UAAAACUGCGCAGAACUCCCUCCAGUUGUCCCAUUUCAUACCUCUCACUGUCCCGCAGCGCCUCGGUCCUCUCUGCAGCCUCACCACCACAGCUUCACCCAGCUCCACAACACCAGAUCACAACAUGUCCACCAAGGUUGCCAUAGUAACGGGCAGUAACAAGGGCAUCGGCCUGGCCAUCGUCCGAGCCCUCUGCAAGCAGUUCCAAGGAGACGUUUACCUGACCGCCCGAGAUGUAGGCCGCGGUCAGGCAGCAGUGGAGUCUCUGGCCUCAGAGGGACUGAAGCCCAUGUUUCAUCAGCUGGACAUCAACGACCUGAACAGCAUCACCGCCGCUGCUGCUUACUUCAAAGAGAAGUAUGGAGGAGUGGACGUGCUCGUCAAUAAUGCUGCGAUAGCAUUCAAAGUGGCAGACACAACUCCUUUUGCAGUCCAGGCAGAGGUGACCCUUAAGACAAACUUCUUCGCCACCAGAGACAUGUUGACUCACUUCCUGCCGCUCAUCAAAGCGGGAGGUCGCGUGGUGAACGUCUCCAGCUUUGUCAGCUCCCGCACUCUGAACCAGUGCAGCCCGGCCCUGCAGCAGCGUUUCCGCAGCGAGGACAUCACAGAGGACGAGCUGGUGGGACUGAUGCAGCAGUUCGUCGACAAGACCAAGACGGGCGAGCACAAGCAGGCCGGCUGGCCGGAAACCGCGUAUGGAGUGUCCAAAACUGGGCUGACGACCCUGUCCAUGAUCCUGGCUCGUCGUCUGUCCAAGGAGAGACCGAGUGACGGGAUCUUGCUGAACGCUUGCUGUCCAGGAUGGGUGCGCACCGACAUGGCUGGUCCCAAAGCCCCCAAGUCACCAGAAGAGGGUGCUGUCACUCCAGUCUACUUGGCCCUGCUGCCGCCCGGAGCAACAGAGCCUCACGGAAGAUUUGUCUCCGAAAAAGAGGUUCAGCAGUGGUGAAAGGGUUAAAGGGGGUGUGUGUGUAUGUGUGUGUGUGAGUAAAUGAACGAGUGUUAGCGUUUCAAUUAAAACUCUGAUUUGCCCAAAACUUCCAUACAGAAUUGUUGUAAUUUUCUUUUCAAAUAGAAGUCUGUCUACCAUUUCUACCAUGUCAGACAAUCACACAUCACACAAUCUGGACUAUGACUACAUUUAAAGGAUUACAGUAACACACAUCAGGUAUAUGAAUUUUAACCAAAUGGUUAUGUAUGUAAAUCCUUAACCCCAUAACCAAAAAUACUCACAUUAUUCUAGGGAACCCUGCUGUGUGUGUAUGUGUGUGUCUGCAACAAUAAUCAUGCAUUACUCUGUGUAAAUGCUGGCUAAUUACUGGUGCUUUUGAUAGAACUCCAUUUUUGCUUUGUUUCACUUUGCCUUGAAACAUUUUUAUAUUUUUUACAUGAAAAUUUGCCUUAAAUGGAUGAAACUUAAAAUGAAAUCAAAGAAAAUAAAAUUUCUUUUCUUGCAAAAAUA
Messenger RNA from Lates calcarifer (barramundi perch), 1465 nucleotides. RefSeq names its product carbonyl reductase 1 (gene cbr1). The transcript is spliced from 7 exons. Gene Ontology annotation, molecular function: carbonyl reductase (NADPH) activity. The record is from RefSeq and is a predicted model, not a curated record. Lineage: Eukaryota; Metazoa; Chordata; Actinopteri; Centropomidae. Bases 125 to 952 code for a protein of 275 amino acids.